UGAAGGUCUCUCUCCGCUUUCCCCAAAUCGAGAGAAAUGGGCAUUUCAUUCAGCACCACCACCACCGCCACCGCCACCACCGCGCGGCGGAGAGCCCCCACCCACCCCUACCACCACCCCCACCCGGCCGACUACUACCCGGCUUACCCCCAUGCUUACCCUGCCGCCUCUCCCCCAGUCUACUACCCCUACUACGAGUCCAACGGCUACGCCGUGUGCGACCACGCCGCCAUGGGCCAGCCCUAUUUCGGCCCCUUUGAGCUGCAGCCACCGCCGCUUGUUGCGGGGGAGCGCGAGGAGAAGCCCACCAAGGUUGUGAACAGCGAUGUCAAUGUGCAUAAGGACACCUUGAGGCUGGAGAGUGAUGAGCUCAACCCGGAUCGCUCCUUGGUUUGUUUCGUGUUUGAUGCUUUGCUUGAUGGAAGCAUCACGAUAUAUUACUUCGCCAAAGAAGAAGCCAACCGCAGAGUUGUCCCCUUAUUUCCAGAUGCAUAUGUUCCCAUCAAAAUUCCUUUCAGGAAAGGACUUCACCAGGAAUUUCGUCAGCCUUCAGGAACUGGCAUCGACUUACAUUAUUUUGCAAUGGAUGAUUUGUCACAUCCGUCGUCCAGACAUGAUGUUUUUCCAAUUGUAAUAUCGGCUGAUACUUGUGUAACUCCUUACAUAGUUGAGGAUAGAAGCUACCAUUAUGCACAUACGUCGCCUCAGAUGCAGGUAACUCAGGUGGUUCUGCCCAAAAAUAACGAGGGACAAUUUUUUCCCAAAGCUGUCAGGCAGUUGCUCUGGACAGAUGAUGAUUGCUAUGAAUUGAGAGAGAUAUAUGGGCUAGGAAAAUCUGGCCCAGGUUUCAGUGAUAGUGGAUCGGGAAAAGAAUGUGUUGUCUGCAUGACUGAACCGAAGGAUAUCGCAUUGCUUCCUUGCAGACAUAUGUGUAUGUGCAGCAACUGUGCGAAGGCACUGAGACUUCAGUCGAACAAAUGCCCCAUCUGCAGAGAAAACAUUGAAGCAGUCAUUGAAAUCAGGAUCGAUAAUUUGGAUCACUGAGAGGCCGUAAUUACAAGAUAAUGCGUUCCAACGACCAAGCCAUUCUAUGUUUGGUAUAUUUUAAGUUUUUGUGCAACUGUCAAUAUCCAUCCAUGGUCCAUUUUUCUUCUCUGCACUCUUAUCCAGGAUUAUUUAUAUUCUAUACAUAUCGGAAAUCUCUUCAACAGAGACGUGCUGUCUUGUUUGUUAAAUAUCAAUAUAUGUACACUCAAUAGUCAUUCAUAUAGUUUGCCUUAUACUACUUUUUUGUUAUCUUCUUAAA
Salvia hispanica is the source of this 1306-nucleotide messenger RNA. RefSeq names its product putative E3 ubiquitin-protein ligase LUL4. The record is from RefSeq and is a predicted model, not a curated record. Lineage: Eukaryota; Viridiplantae; Streptophyta; Magnoliopsida; Lamiales; Lamiaceae. Gene Ontology annotation, biological process: protein ubiquitination. Gene Ontology annotation, molecular function: ubiquitin protein ligase activity.